This is a messenger RNA of Amoebophrya sp. A25, 5042 nucleotides long. Lineage: Eukaryota; Dinophyceae; Syndiniales; Amoebophryaceae. The record is from the annotation of a GenBank genome assembly.
CCAGGUCCUCGUCUUAACUUUAAUGAAGUAGAACAAGAUUGAUCAAUCAUUCGUACUUCUUGUUACUCCUGAAGUAAAACUAUAUCUGUAGUAGAAUGUUUUAUAUUCGAUUGAGUCACUCGUCACAUUCUCCUUCACAUUCUAUUUGGUAGUCGUAAAUACUGCUCCAAGUACAACUUCUACAAGUAUACCAAGUGAAGUAAAGCACCAAAAUGAGCAGGGAAGCUUGCGUUGUCUGCGUGGACGCUCUGUCCGCAUCAAAAGCAGCGCACGAAGAGCUGCGAGACUUCGCUGUUGACUAUCUCGUAUGAUGCCACGCAUUGAGAACAAAGAGAAGGGAAUGUCGCUCCUAUAAAUAAGAAAGCUAAAAAGAGGGAACGACAUUCCCCUAGUAUCGACGUUCUCAAUCAGUGGCGUCGUUCAUCUCUGGGAAACAAGCUGCUGGGCUGUCUGGGAACGAAGGAUAACAAGAUAAUGCUCGCCCAAGCGCCUGAGGUUGGUGUUAUUGAGGUGGGAAGUUCAGAAACAAACAACGACCUCGAGGACGCUGAAGGCAGCUACGCAAAUCUAGUGUAUGUUAUGCUGCUGGAGGUCUACUGCGUGGUUUUAGCGAAGUUGUUGGAGUCAUCGUCAACAUUCAUGCGUUUGUCCCAUGGACAAGUACAUCUCGUCAAUGUCGUCGUGGUCUGCUCUCCUGAAAAAUUUAUAGCUUAACAGAGUCACUCGAUUCUAUUUCUAACAAAGAGAGCCCUCUUGGUCCACCACCGGCUGGCAGGAAGCAGAUGCCUACGGAAGGCCCGCUGAAUUUCAUCACCCCGAAAAGCCUUAGGCGUGUUCAUCAGGUUGCAUGGCGCGAGGAAGCAGGAAAAGGAAAUGCCACGGACGAAAAUGCGGCUAGCAGCACGCAGAAAGUACAAGAGCUUGUCGGAGGUGAAAACAGAGAUAUCUUCACGGAUGCUCUACUGCUCGCGCAUCAUAUGGUAUUUUUUAGCAAGUGAAAGUCGUGAAUGAAAAUGUCAAAGACCAUUAUAUAUACAGAAGAAACUUCUCCUGCAGACGCAGAUCUUUGAUCAUUUGUAAUAGAAGUAAAGUUAAAGUAGAAGAUUCUCAAUCUCAUUUCGAGUUCAGCCAAUGGAACUAGAAGUAGGCCAUGUAGUUCUUAUGCUGUUUAUGAAGAUGAACUGCAGAAUCCUCUUCUCUACCCCUCAACUACAACAUCUGCCAGAUUGGCAAAGGCAAUAGCCUGAAAACGAAAGCACGAGCUAAGGAGCCAUACUACAACAAUGCAGAGAUCGUCUUUUUCUGCACCGAAGCGACGCUGGCUACCUGGCCUGGUCCUGCUGGAGUCGACGAAAUGUUUGGGCAGGAUAGCUUAUGGACGAACGGAAAAGAAAUCAGAUUGUUGUAGAAGAUUGUUGUAGGAACCUCGAGAUUUGUUCGAGUUCUUAGGUUGUAGUUGUACAGCAUAACCUUGCGGCGCAAAAAGCGCUUUGUUCAAGGGGCAAGAUCCUAGAAUUGAAGAUUUCCGAUUCCCUUUUCCUUUUCAUAUUACAACGCGUGGGCGAGCAUAUUAGACAAGCUCCACAGUCUCGGACUUCGAGUCAAAAUCUACUACGUAGCAGACCCCACCAUACCUGGCGCAGCAUCAACCGGAAUCAUACACGGAUCCAACAAGGAGCAACAACAAGAGAGCAUUGACCCUCUUGAUCUAGAUCUUGACUUCGACAACGACAAAAAUAUCGUGAACGAGCAGAACAACAAAAACUCGAAGAAGCUACGAGAGAACAAGAGUUACCUAGAAACGAAAUAUCCACAAACUUGGGGAAGCUUCGCUGUAGGCCUACCUGGAGAUGGAGAUGAUGGCCUAAACGUGGUAAACAACGACUACAGUAAGCUAGUAUCAUUCGAGGAAAUCAAUCGGGAGACGCAUGAGCGAUUGCGGACCGCAGAGAGGACCGUUCGCGAAGUCAAGAGCUCGAUUAAGUCGAAGACGGAAUUGGAUUACGGCUGUUGUAAGCACGAUACAUAUGUACUUAGACUUUUAACAUGGUACUUACAACUUGAAGUGUAUAACAUAGUCAUAGUCAAAAUUGGAAACUCUGCCUAAGCUGUAACCCUGUACGGUUAGUGGACUAGUUCAUAUUCGAAGAGAUACAACAUCAGUAGCGUAACAGUCGAGCAGAUCUUCUGUACGGUUUCCCCAUUUAUUAAGUCGAAGACGGAGUUGGAUUAAAGCUGUUGUGAGCAAGAGAUACAACAUCAGUUGGUCUCCCUAAGUAACCCUACUUCUAAUGCAAGAUCGGCAUCUCGUGUCAGAUUCGAAUUCCCGUCACCGUUAUUUCCAAGGUGACUUCCUUCAUCCCGCCAACACUGAAGCGGCGACGUCUCAGUACCGAAGGGAAUAAGCAAGAAGCCGAGGGCCCUACCAUAAUGCGAUGGGAAAAGGUGUUUCGCAAGGAAAAUGGAGAGUGCGUGAGUCCAGAAGAGUUGAUUGAUGGUUACAAGUAUGGACGGAACGAAGUUGUGCCUGUGGGAUUCGCAGAAAAGCACAUGUUCGAGCAUACAGCACCGAUGUGCCUGAAGCUUCUAGGCAGUCUCAAAAGAGACAACCUACGACCAGAGUGGUACUUUUUACCUUUUGGAAUUAAAAGAGAAAACCUACGACCAGAGUAGUACUUACAAUACGUUGUGGUUGUAUCAAAGUACUACCUUUAUUUUGAUCUUUAAGAGUCUUUGAUUUUUUAGACUUUGUUGAAUCUUGAUUCUGCUUCUGGUAAAGAAUGCGCUACACGAUGAUCUGAUUAUCCGGUGCUGGCAGAACCAUAUUAACUACUACAACUACAUGAGUGUUGCAGUAGAACAAUCUUCAGGGGAGAUAUUCAGUUCGUUGUCCUCUUCAAGGACCAUGCUCCUGUCGCUCCAAUCAUCUUUCCCACUCCAUACAACGUUAAUAUCAGGAAAUUAGGCGAAAGCGAUUUCGUCAUUCCUCGCGCUGACUCUUCUUCGAGUAAGUCAAAGGAGGCACCGGAGAGUGUGUUUUUUAGCGCUCUCGCAGCAAGCAUGAUGGCUGAGGAUUACUUAUGGAUUUGCUUCUAGAGACAACAUUUACAUACUUAUUCUGUCAUCUGUUUUACGCUGUGGCUUCUAGUCUGUUCAUCAUCUGAUAUUCAGAAUCACAGGGAGCAUUCACAUAAUUCUGGCGGUACAGUGGAAUCUGUACCUCCACCACUACUCGUCGUCUUGACCAACCGAAAAUACAUGAACCUUUACUGCACCACCGCUAAUAUCCGUUCUCUUUUGCCGAUACGUAUGGAGAGAAAAUUACAAACCCAAGGUGGUUGUCCUCGAAGCGGGGGUGAACCCCAUGCUGACGGAAAACUACAAAAACAAAAUCAAAACUGGUGAAGCUUCUGCUUCGACGUCCUUGCCGAUUGUCGCUAUUGGAGGCACAGCCAGCGCAUCGUCUAGCUCAGCUUCUUCUUUUACGGAAUCACUGAUGAUUAUACAGGCCUGAGUGUGGGAAACUAGUGCUUCUGGCUUUUUACCCGAAAGUAUUAUUGCAUCAUGGAUGCAGCUUGUGGUGCCUAUGCAAUUACGAAGCAGUGUUGCUGUUGACUAGUCUAAAAUACAGAAAACCUCUUGUGCAACUCCUUCAACCUUCCCCCAUCACUUCUUCUAAGAAAGCUACCAUCACCACCGCCACUGCACCGAAGGACGCAGAAGAUGAAAGUAAAGCGUGGUCCUUGGCACGUGAAGCGCGCUGUAAACGGCAUUUAGAGCAGUAUCCAGAGCUUCUCGAGGAAACAGAUCAGAAUCGGUAUGUUUUGUACAUGUCCGACCUCCCCUUCUGCGAAGACAUGCGGGAAUGGCCGUUCGCGAAGAUUCCUCCAGCUCCCACUCAGAAUAUGCGCUCCCUAGUCUCCGGUCUGAUGGAUGCUAGAAGAAUAGAAGGUCCACCGGAACAAAAUAAAUUCAAUAUGGACACUGUCCGGUCAGCUUGCUUUCUGGGUAUGAACAGUUGCAUUCUGAAGAGACUUGUUUCUGAAAAAGACGUAGAAGUGGAAAAAUUCGUGCAACCGCUGUGGACACAGCCGGAGCGACUGACUACAGGCAACGUGGAAGUAGACGUUGAGUUAUGAUUAGUCCAAUUACGUCAUCUUCAGGCAAGGUGGAAGUAGACGUUGAGUUAUGAUUAUUUAGUCCAAUUCAGUCCCCAUUGCCAUCUGCGUUCAUCUCAUAAAAUUAAAAGUAGCGAUCAUCAUAUAAGAUCCAAACAAGUACCUUUUUCGAAUAAGGAUAAAAAUCGAGGCCCUUCUUGGUCUAAAACAUCAUAUUUUGUGCAUGAUUUUCAAUCACCAGUACAAGCACUAGACGAUAGCCAUACACUGUCACUGUCUUAAACGAACCCAUCUCCCUCAUCUACAGAUACAUCUACUUCUAGUUCUAUCUCUAACAAACUCCGCAAAGAAGCAACGUGCCGAAGCGUUUAAGAGGGAGUUUGAUCUGACGAAGAAAGAGCAAAUGAAAAAACAGAAGUACUGGAAGCAAGUAUGAACGGACGAAUUACAAGAGGCUUCAAAGAAAAAACUGUUUCGUUCGAAAAAACUCCCACAGCAUUCCGAACGCUGUGGGAAUUUUUUCGAACGAAGCGGGUUUUUCUUUGAAGCCUUUUGUAAUUUGUCCGUUCAUAGAUGGAAGAUUGAGCGGAUAAAAAGCCUCACGCAGGAAAUAUACGUGAAGACGGUGGAGGGGAACAAAACUAGUGCGUGCAAGUGAAAAAUGAUAGGGACAACGCAUGGUCUAGCACUCAUCAUCAUCGGUCCCCACCUUCAAAUUCAAUGUAUCCUUGAUACGGCUGUGACCUUCAAUGUCCUUGUCUUCCUGUCAUCAUUUUUGCAUGUGACUUCAAAGACAUGAAACACAUCUUCAACCCCCUUCUCCUUCAGGUCUCAUGAUAUUAAGUGAUAUCAAAAAAUAGAGACACAAGCUCAACCACUGAAUUCCGCAUGACCAGCUUGUAGAAAUGCUAUUUGACAUGCAAG